Hypanus sabinus (Atlantic stingray) is the source of this 4583-nucleotide messenger RNA. It is a transcript of the gene itgb8, whose product is annotated as integrin, beta 8. NCBI's taxonomy places the organism in Eukaryota, Metazoa, Chordata, Chondrichthyes, Myliobatiformes, Dasyatidae. Gene Ontology annotation, cellular component: integrin complex; focal adhesion; cell surface. Bases 529 to 2871 code for a protein of 780 amino acids. The transcript is spliced from 14 exons. The record is from RefSeq and is a predicted model, not a curated record. Gene Ontology annotation, biological process: integrin-mediated signaling pathway; cell adhesion mediated by integrin; cell migration. Gene Ontology annotation, molecular function: integrin binding.
CUUCGAGUUAGGAGGGAAAGAUGUCCUUUCCACCUUUAAAAUGCGCCGAUGGGGGGCACAGUUUCCGCAGUCUCCGCCCAUAUUGCCGGAGCAACAAGGAUUUUGACUGCAUAGUUUCUGAAGCUAAUCGGAGAAGCUCCCUCUGUCCAUUUUAUACACUGCCGCGUUGUUACGACUUUAUGUGUUAAGCUUACUGAAUCGUCUUUGGAACAAAGAACUGAUUUUUUUGUCCCCCCCUCUAAAAAAGCCUUUAGGGACGUCUUUAAAUGUUGUAUAAACUGCUGGGGGAGUAGUUUAUUCUCCUUUGGACUUCCCUCGCCUUGCGAUAGGCUUCUCGCUGAAUGAGUGGGUGAUUCGAGGGACUUCCAGGCUUGUGCACAAUAGAGUGAAUGUGUGUCGCGGAGGGAAGAGCGAGGUCCGUCAGCGAGUGCCCGGUGUUCUGGGGAUGCUUCGCUCUGGGGCUGGUGCGAUUCUCUUCGUAGCUCCGGCACUCGUCUCGUACGCUUUGUCCGAUCGCUUCCCCACGCUAUGGAGCUGCGCAUAUUUGUCAUCGCAGCCGGUUCCUUUCCAAAAGCCAGGCACUUUCCAGCAAAGGCGGUCUUAAGCGUUGUUCACAUUUUGGCUAUCGCGGUUACAGCAAGCAGGACAGGUGUUAAGAACAAAUGCACUGCCGAAAAAACGAACCGUUGUUCCGAAUGCCUGCUCCUUGGUCCUGAAUGUGGAUGGUGCUUUCAAAAGGAAUUUUCAGAGGGAACACUGCAAAGAAGGUGUGACUUGAUCACCGACCUGAUUCAAAAAGGCUGUGAUUCCGAUUACAUUGAAUCUCAUGAUGUCAAAAAAGUAGUGGAAGAACAAAAAUAUUCUCAGCUGGUCCCUGGAAAAGUCUCUUUACAACUACAACCAGGUGGUGAGACAAGUUUAAUAGUGGAUGUUCAUCAACUGAGAAACUACCCUGUAGAUCUCUAUCAUUUAGUUGAUACAUCGGCAUCAAUGGUGACCAAUCUGGAAAGGCUACACUCCAUGGGAUAUUCUGUAUCACAAAGAAUGGCAAAAUAUUCCAGUGAUUUUCAGUUUGGGUUUGGAUCAUUUGUUGAUAAGCCAGUAUCUCCAUAUAUUAACAUUCAUCCAGACAAGCUUAUUAAUCCAUGCAGCGUUUAUGAAACAUCUUGUCAUCCUGCUCAUGGGUUUAUGCAUGUGCUGUCGCUGACUGACAAUAUAACUGAAUUCAAGGAAGCAGUGGAGAAGCAAACUAUUUCUGGAAAUGAGGACACACCUGAAGGAGGUUUGGAUGCAUUGCUCCAGGUUGCAGUUUGUGAGAGCCAAAUAGGAUGGCGUAAGGAAGCAAAGCGUUUGCUGCUGCUAAUAACUGAUCAGCUAUCUCACUUGGCACUUGACAGCAGAUUGGGAGGUAUUGUCCUGCCUAACGAUGGGAACUGCCACCUAAAGGACAAUAUGUACACUCAUUCGACUAUUAUGGAGCAUCCAUCUCUGGGAUUGCUUGUGGAUAAGUUGCUGGAAAAUAGUAUCCAUGUAAUUUUUGCAAUUCAGGGAUCAAGCAUCAACUGGUACAAGGAUCUUCUUCCACUGAUGCCUGGUGCAUUUGCUAGGCAGCUAAAUUCAGAACUGUCAAAUCUCUCUGAACUAGUGGAAGGCGCCUAUCAGGCACUGCUUUCUGAAGUAGAACUGCAGGUGGACAACCACAUCAGAGGGGUUUACGUGAACAUUACUGCAAUUUGUCCUGAUGGAAGCACAGUUACGGGGCAAAAUAAGUGCAGAAAUGUGAAACCUAAUGAAACAGCCUCAUUUAAUGUGACAAUUGGAGUGACAGAGUGUUUCGAAGGCAUCAAGUCUAUUAUUUUAAAACCCGUUGGAUACAAUGAAACAACUGUUAUUUCUAUAAGCAGCACUUGUACUUGUCAGUGCAAAGGACCUAAAGGUCAUGAGCCUGGAAGAUGCUUCAAUAAAGAGAUUGACCCAGAUUGUAGACUUUGCCAGUGUGAAGACAAUGCUACUAAUUCUUCCUGCAGAGGAUUGUCCCAAGAACAAUGUCUCACUGAAAGCUGCCGGCAAUAUAAACACCAACCUGUUUGCAGUAAUCGAGGGAUUUGCAACUGUGGGAAGUGUUUAUGCUACCAAACGAAACUAGGUAGAGUUUAUGGAAAAUAUUGUGAACUCGAUGACUUUUCUUGUCCUUAUCACCAAGGGCAGCUGUGUGCUGGGAAUGGUGAAUGUAAAGGAGGGAAAUGCCAGUGCCACUUGGGCUGGCAAGGUGAAAGCUGUAACUGUUCUUCAUCUCUGAUGUCCUGCAAAACAGAGCAGGGUCAGAUCUGCAGCGGAAGAGGAGUGUGUGUCUGCGGCAGUUGUCAUUGCAUUGACUCCAGAGCCUCUGGCCCUUUGUGCGAGCUUUGCCCAACGUGUGAAAGUUCCUGUGAACAUAGCCGGAAGUGUGUUCAGUGUCAUGUAUUAAACUACUGGACAGUAUAUCCUGCCAAUUGCAGCACCUCAUGUUCUCAAAUGAUGGUAGUGGACAAGAUUUCAGAAUCUGAGGAAGAAAAAUCACAAUACUGUGUCUUUCAAGAAAAUGAUAAAUUGUUAUACAAAUUUAAAAUGGUCACAACGAACACUGAAAAAGAACUUCUUUAUGUACUGAAAAGCCCAGAAUACUAUUCUAGACACAAGGUUCUUGCAACAUUUCUUAUCUUUUCUGCUGGUACAUUCAUCACAGGAUUAAUCAUUGUGAUCGUAAUUAGGCAGAUAAUGAUGCACUGGAAUUCGAAUGAAUCAACUCACCCUGGAAAUAAUUGCAAAGUAUCUCCUCCACAAAAAGUAGAACUGAUAGGUUACAGAUGUACAAAUAGCCAGAAAGUUUAAAAGGUGUUUAGAUAAUUUCUGGUAAAUUAUUGUGAUGAAAAUAUGCUGAUAUAAACUACUGAAGGUGUAAAUUUACUUCCCUUUAUAAGGAAGGAACUUCAUUAUCUAUAGUUAGUUCAAAUACUGUAUCUUUCAAGCAUGACAAACCAAAGGAGUUUCAUGCAUACGUUGACAAAUGACAGGUAAUUCAGAACAGUAAAUUACAAUAGAAACUUUGAAAGAAUAGUGUAGGAUCCCAAACUGGUUAAUAGAUUUCAAAUAAUCAGAAUGUGGAAGACAAUGAACAUUCUCUCUGAUCUGACCCAUUCAGAAAGGCAGCAUUUUCAACUACCUACAAUAUUAAUUGCUUAUUGGAUUCAGAUUUGAAUAUUUCUGCCAAUUUUAUUGAAUGAGGAAAUCUGUGCCAUAGAGUGAAAUUAUUCUUGGCUACUAAUGCAAUUAAGGCAGCAGAAUUGGAAAAUCUAUUUGAAAGAUAUAAAGUGGGUUGCCAAUUCAUUAUCAGUUGCUUUCUGCUCUAGGCCAAAUUUCAGCCAUAGAUUUUGAUUGCUCCCCAUAAUCAAAACUUCCUAGCAUCAAUCUAUCUUUAUAUUUACAACCUAUACUCAUUUAUUCUAGUAUUACAGCUUAACUUUAAGUCACGUUCUUCAUUUUCCUUUUUUAUACCAUUUACAAAUACUGUCUCAGUCACCUCCCAUUAAAAAUGAAUACUUUCACUUGCUUCUGUUUUCUGUUAUAAUUCAGUGCUGUGAAAUAGAUUUUUUUCUGAAAGAUCUGCUUCUAUGUAUCUGAAUACUAGAUAUGACAUGAAAUUGCAUUUAAUUUUCAAGAAUUCAUGUGAUGAAUUGAUAUUCUGCCUUUACUGCAACCUCAGAUGAAUUAUCUCUCAUUCAGAAUCAAACUAAUAGAAAUUAAAUGUGAAUUAAAUUUUAAGUAAUGAUCACUAGAGAGCUAUCAUAUAAUUCUGAAAAAAGCAGCAUUUCUUCAAAACAUUUUAUUUGAUAAUGUGCUGUAAUUUAUGUGAACUAUGGCUCCUAGAACCAGUUUUUGUGCAAUAUAUUUUUAAGCAAAUCCCUGGAAAUAAUAGAAAUAUUAUUGUGAUUUCUACAAAGUACACAUUUACAAAAUGAUUACCAAUAUUGAAUUGGUUCUAAAUACAAUCUGUGAAAUUAAUUCUCAAGAAGGUAAAUACUGUGAUCAUUAAUUAACAAUUUCACCUUCAUUUACUCUCAGUGUUAUAUUUCCGAUCAUCAAUAUCUAUACUUACUUUCAAUUGCUAUUUAUGUUUUUAAAUAUCUUGAAAUUGCUAAUGUAUCUUUAGUAAGUAUAGUAAGUAUAUACUGAUUAUCUGAAAUAAAGUGGGAAUGAAUUUCCACGGUAGGACCCUAUUUAUAAGCUGGUUGCUCUAAAAUUAGCCAUGCAACCCUUCACAACACUGGUGAGGUUACUCUUUACAUCUUUACUUCAGAUUUCAAAGCCCAUGUUUUCUUAGAAGUUCCUUAAAAUUAUAGUCAACAAUCUCUCUCAACCCUUGAAACUAAGCAUGAUCCAAGGUUUUCUAGGAUAUGCACUAAUUAUUACUUCCUGUCACAAGUUCUUCAUUGUAAUCAAAACAUCCCCUGUUCACCAAGGCAAACACGAGGAAAUCUGCAGAUGCUGGAAAUUCAAGCAACAGACACAAAAUGUUGGUGGAACGCAACAGGACAGGCAGCAUC